Messenger RNA from Betta splendens (Siamese fighting fish), 1072 nucleotides. Its product is annotated as secretagogin-like. NCBI's taxonomy places the organism in Eukaryota, Metazoa, Chordata, Actinopteri, Anabantiformes, Osphronemidae. Gene Ontology annotation, biological process: regulation of presynaptic cytosolic calcium ion concentration; regulation of long-term synaptic potentiation. The transcript is spliced from 11 exons. Gene Ontology annotation, cellular component: nucleus; terminal bouton; dendrite. Gene Ontology annotation, molecular function: calcium ion binding. The record is from RefSeq and is a predicted model, not a curated record. Bases 94 to 912 code for a protein of 272 amino acids.
AAGUCUGAGUGAGCAUCUGCCAACCAAGCUGCUGACUCACACUUCUGUGCACCUCGGUCUGUGAAUAGAGCGGAAUUUGUUAUUUUUUUAAAGAUGGACUGUGCCUUUGAAAACCUGGAUGCAGCUGGUUUCCUGGAAAUAUGGCAACACUUUGAUGCGGAUGAUAACGGCUACAUCGAGGGCAAAGAGCUGGACGCCUUUUUCCGUCACAUGAUGAAACAGCUGGGACCUCAGGAGAAGGUGACCGAGGAGCGCGUUCAGAGGCUGAAGCAGAGGUUCAUGUCCGCCUACGAUGUCACUGCUGAUGGGAAGCUACAGAUUCAGGAGUUAGCCAACAUGAUUCUGCCUGAAGAUGAGAACUUCCUGCUCAUUUUCCGCAGAGAGGCUCCUCUGGACAACAGUGUUGAGUUCAUGAAGAUAUGGAGAAAGUACGACGCCGACUGCAGCGGCUACAUCUCUGCUCAGGAGCUCAAGGCUUUUUUAAAAGACCUGCUGGAGCUGCACCACAAGAUGGUUUCAUCUGACAAGUUAGAGGAGUACACUGACACAAUGAUGAAAAUCUUUGACAAAAACAAGGAUGGACGUUUGGAUUUGAAUGACUUGGCCAGGAUAUUGGCUCUAGAAGAGAAUUUCCUGCUUCAGUUCCAGAUGGAUGCCUGCAGUAAAGAGGAGAGGAAACGAGACUUUGAGAAAAUCUUUCAGCAUUACGAUGUUAGUCAGACGGGAGCACUGGAGGGUCCUGAGGUGGACGGCUUCGUCAAAGACAUGAUGGGGCUGGUCAGGCCCAAUAUCACGGGUUCUGAGCUGGACAAGCUGCGGGCCAUGCUGCUGCGCCACUGUGACGUCAACAAAGACGGGAAGAUCCAGAGGAACGAGCUGGCGCUGUGUCUGGGGGUCAGGCCCAGCCUUUAAAGACCUGUGUAAUGACGCUGCAUCAUCAGUCGCCUGUUGCCUGGUCAGGGCUGUUCCAAGGCCUGAUUGCUAGUUAACGUCAGGUCAGUAUUUAUGUAGCGCUAUUUAACCCUGAAUAUGAGUGUGACUCUGUGUAAUGACAAUAAAUGGCUGCACAUCC